Rubroshorea leprosula is the source of this 1065-nucleotide messenger RNA. Lineage: Eukaryota; Viridiplantae; Streptophyta; Magnoliopsida; Malvales; Dipterocarpaceae. The record is from the annotation of a GenBank genome assembly.
AUUGUUAACGGAGUUAGAGUUUAUUUGCUUUAUUUUUAGUUUAGAGGUUUAAAUUCUAUUUUAAGGUAAGAUUAGGGGUUUAAGAAGGGUUUCUGUCAUUUUUAGGAGACAAAAAUCCAACAUUUUCUGGAACGCCCAAAUCUUGAUUUCAGGAACUCCCAUCCCACCUCUUUAGCUCAGAAGGCAGUUUGAGAGAAAUGGAUGGUGAAAAGAAAAAUGUACCAGGUAUUUCCAAGGGGUUGCUACAGAGUGAAGAACUGUAUCAAUAUAUACUGGAGACAAGUGUGUAUCCCCGCGAACCCGAGCCUUUGAAAGAGCUUAGAGAUGUCACUGCUAGGCAUCCAAGGGCUAGAUGGGCUACUGCUCCUGAUGCAGGUCAGUUAAUGGCCUUGCUCUUGAACCUAGUUAAUGCCAAAAGAACAAUUGAGAUUGGAGUCUUCACAGGUUACUCUCUUCUCCUCACUGCUCUUACCAUUCCAGAAGAUGGAAAGAUUGUAGCUAUAGAUUUGAAUCGGGAGACAUAUGAAAUAGGAUUGCCUAUUAUUAAAAAAGCUGGUGUUGAACACAAAAUUGACUUCAUACAGUCUGAGGCUCUACCAGUUCUUGAUCGGCUGCUAGAAGAUCUGGGUAACGAAAGCAACUUCGACUUUGCUUAUGUUGAUGCCGAUAAGAUUAAUUACUGGAACUACCAUGAGAGGUUAAUGAAACUAGUGAAGGUUGGUGGCAUUGUCGUUUAUGACAACACCCUGUCGAAAGGGAGUGUUGCCAUGCCUGAAGAGAGCACUCCUGAGUCAUGGAGAGAGAACAGACGAAGAAUACUGGAUCUUAACAAAUUGCUUGCAGCAGAUCCUCGUGUCCAAAUUUCGCAUGCAGCAUUGGGUGAUGGGAUCACAAUCUGUAGGCGUUUGUGUUGAAGCUCAAAAACUAUUUUCAUUUGCAUUCCUGUGCCAUAUCAGACUCGGACUUUUGUUUUUCUUUGGGUAAAUAUAUUAUGGAAAAACUUUUCUUCUAGUUGAAACCUAUAUUUGUUGUUGUAGCUAGCAGUUGCGGGCACGAUUAAUGCCA